Molecule: messenger RNA, 2701 nt
Organism: Falco peregrinus (peregrine falcon)
Lineage: Eukaryota; Metazoa; Chordata; Aves; Falconiformes; Falconidae
Gene: C9H15orf62
Product: chromosome 9 C15orf62 homolog
Exons: 2
Coding region: 1426-1956 (176 amino acids)
Source: RefSeq, a predicted model, not a curated record
GGAGCUGUUCUUCUGUGUGUGGUAGCAACUGUCACGUCAACGAAGCUGAUUGCAGACUCUACCUAAUAAGUGUAGGCAGCAGAUGACAGCUGCUAUCGCAGAGCAAAGUGGUGGUUUUGGCACUCUGCUUUCAAAAGCCAUUUAACAUUAGUAGGUGGCCUUACUAUUUUGGCUGUAUUCAAAGCACUGCAAUGCUUGGAAACAUCCACCUUAUUUGCUUGACAGUUCAGGUAGAAAUAAAAGCAUCUUGACAGAAGGUGAAUAAAAAAAACCCCCUCUCAUGUUCAUCUUUCUAGGAGCUAGAUUUAGUGGUGAUUUAAGGACAUCUUACAUAGAAAACAGAAGGGAUGAAAAGGCAACGGAAUAGCUAAAUACGAUUCUGCAUGAAAAUGGGGCAAGUGCCAGCAAAGCGGUUCCUCCAGCUGCAGAGUCUAGCUGCAAGGUCAAAACGAAAGUCCACAACAGAUGAGAAACUUAGGCUGGGAAAUUAAGAGACUAAUACACCAUAAUUGGUAUCUUAGGAGCUGUAUGAAUGAAAUAACCUUCCAGCAGCAUGCAGCAGAGAUUUUCACAGUGUCUGAGAAAGCAUGAGAUCGUAUCAGUCUUCAGUGGCAGAUCUGGGCUUCUUCAAAGUUCCUGUCCACUAACCACAGAUGCUUACUGUGAUUUGUUUGGCUGAAUGAAAUAGCCUACAUGAGACUCAUACAGAUGAAUCACCCAUACAAACCUGAAUCACUACCUCAUACUCUGGAUUUAAAUUUAAAACAGACAAAAGAGUAUUCCCAGCCUCAUUUGGAAGUCCUGCUCAUACAACAAGCCAUCAGAAGUGGCAGAAGGGAGAGCACCAAGACAAGAAACAGUCCGAUUCAAGAUGGGCUCCAAGUUGGUAUUCACACUGACAUUUCUCAAGCAAUCUGGGCGCCUCUAAGGGAACCUGCUUUCUCCUCAGGCAGAGUGUGGGCUGAUGCUUUGCCACUCCACACACCUACUUCCUGCAAUCCUGGCAAUUACCAAUAGUGUAAAACCCAGUUUCUGACGUGGCUGACUCAGCAAGGGCUUGGCUCAAAACAAAUACAUACGCACAAGGAACUGCAGCCUGGGAAGCAGUGACAGGAGGCACAUGAAGAGAAGAAGGCAUUGCGGAUUUUUAGCAUUCUGGGUUCAGCCUGGCUGAAUCGCCCCUGGACUUGCUUCUUCCAACAUCUCAGCACACUGGUGAAUGUGGUAGCUACAAGUUCUCCAAGUGUUUCAGCCGUUUCUCCUCUCCGCCUGUUGGACUCAGGUGCUGCUCCGACACAGCCUACGGGAACAGGGAAGGAAGAGGUUGUUCCUGUUGUGUGGCUUGCUGCUGAUCCUGCGACUUGAAGUCCCAACACCUGACUGUGAAGAGUCAACAGUCUCCUCCUUUCGUUGCCUUUCAGCAGUAUGGAUACUUGGCGAAGAGGGUCCAUUAAGUCCACCACGUUCUUCAGACGUUUCUCACUCAGGAGACACAAAAAGCUGGGCAAUCAAGUCAUCAUCCUGAACCAGAACAGCCACACUCUGGACAGUGAUGGACAGUGCCAGAAGAGGGAAUGCUUGAGGGAUCUGAAGGACAAGUCUGAUUACCUGUCAUGUCAGAGUGAGCAAAACCUAGCCAAGGUACAAGCACCUCCCAAGCCUCCCCGGCUUUACCUGGACAGUUCUAGCUGCCCUAACAUCAUCGACCACACAGAUUCUCACUCUGACAUCUCCUUUUCUGGUGCUACCCAUCAAUACCACAAAGCCACUCAAACUCAAUUCCACAAGGACCAGGCUACAGACUGCGGGACCUCAGAGACAGGUUCCCAGAAUGGCACCACUCUUUCCGAUCUGUCUGAUCCCUUCCUGUCCUUCAAAGUGGAUUUGGGGCUAUCGCUUCUCGAGGAUGUUCUGCAGACCCUCAGGAAACAGAAUCCGAGAGAUUACGCCAUUUGAAGGUAUUCAUCAUUUAACGUGUCACAUUUACUUACUGCUGCUGCCAGUCUCUCUAGCCCGAGCAGAAGGAAGGAUACUGCAGCAUUCCUGUUGUGUGUGGCCUGUUUUGUUGUUCUCACCUUCAUCACCACGGACUGUCCCUGUCCUUGCCAAGGAGUCCCUCAGAGCAGAGCUCACAGGCUCCAUGCUCAGAUGAGAGCACUGUCUGCUGGAACCUUGUGGUCAACUCUCCACACUGGGAAUUUCCCCCUCUUGACUGUGCAUCUCCUCCUCAUGGAAGAAUGGCAUUGUUUGGUAAAAGACUUGUUAUUCUGGGGAUGUGGCUGUGACGCUGCAGAGCAGGGACAGAAAGGGAUAUGGCAUACAGAACUCGUGGGUAAGCAGGCAGCUUGCAAGGAGACAGUAGCAUUGCAUCUCAAAGCCAUAGCUGUGGCAAGGGUCAAGAGACAGAACCUGGUGUUUCUUCUCCUACCAUGUUUGGAUGCAAAAAAAUCAAAGCUGUUCCUCCUUUUUUUUUUUCUUUCUUUUUUUUUUUCCCUUGUGGGUUUCUUUUCCCCUAACUCAAGUGCAGUUGGCACUGCCAGCCUGGAAACAGGUAAGCACGCACGUAGGCUCGUAAUACAGCGACAGCAGUUUAUUCAUCCUACUAGCAGGGGAAGAAAAUUCUCUAGAUACUGCUGCUUGAAGCAUGCACUGAUCUAUCAGCUGUACAGAUAUGGAAGAAUAAAUGUAUCUGUGACUGGAA